CGGGGCUCGGGGCGCCCGGAGCCGGCCGGGGCGGGCCCAGGCCGGCCGGAGGGGCGGGUUUAGCGGCGGCCCCCGGCGAGGCUCAGUGCGCUUGCGCUGACAGACGCAAGAUGGCGGACAGUGCGGAACUAAAGCAAAUGGUUAUGAGCCUUAGAGUUUCUGAACUCCAAGUAUUGUUGGGCUACGCCGGGAGAAACAAACACGGACGCAAACACGAACUUCUCACAAAGGCUCUGCAUUUACUCAAGGCUGGCUGUAGUCCUGCUGUGCAAAUGAAAAUUAAAGAACUGUAUAGGCGGCGGUUCCCCCAGAAAAUCAUGACACCUGCGGACUUGUCCAUCCCCAAUGUACAUUCAAGUCCUAUGCCAGCAACUUUGUCUCCAUCUACCAUUCCACAGCUCACUUAUGACGGUCACCCUGCAUCAUCACCGUUACUCCCUGUUUCUCUUCUGGGACCUAAACAUGAACUGGAACUCCCACAUCUUACAUCAGCUCUUCACCCAGUGCAUCCGGAUAUAAAACUUCAAAAACUACCAUUUUAUGACUUACUGGAUGAACUGAUAAAACCCACCAGUCUAGCAUCAGACAACAGUCAGCGGUUUCGAGAAACCUGUUUUGCGUUUGCCUUGACGCCGCAACAAGUGCAGCAGAUCAGUAGCUCCAUGGAUAUUUCUGGGACCAAAUGUGACUUCACAGUGCAGGUCCAGUUAAGGUUUUGUUUAUCUGAAACCAGUUGUCCACAAGAAGAUCACUUCCCACCCAAUCUUUGCGUGAAAGUGAAUACAAAACCUUGCAGCCUUCCAGGCUACCUUCCACCUACUAAAAAUGGUGUGGAACCAAAGCGACCCAGCAGACCAAUUAAUAUCACUUCACUUGUCCGAUUGUCUACAACUGUACCAAAUACCAUUGUUGUUUCUUGGACUGCGGAAAUUGGAAGAACCUAUUCCAUGGCAGUAUAUCUUGUAAAACAAUUGUCCUCAACAGUUCUUCUUCAGAGAUUACGAGCAAAGGGAAUAAGGAAUCCGGAUCAUUCUAAAGCUUUAAUUAAAGAGAAAUUGACUGCGGAUCCAGACAGUGAAAUAGCUACAACCAGCCUAAGGGUUUCCCUGCUAUGUCCACUUGGUAAAAUGCGGCUGACAAUUCCAUGCCGGGCCCUUACAUGCUCUCAUCUGCAGUGUUUUGAUGCAACUCUUUAUAUUCAGAUGAAUGAGAAAAAGCCAACCUGGGUCUGUCCUGUCUGUGAUAAGAAGGCUCCAUAUGAGCACCUCAUUAUUGAUGGCUUGUUUAUGGAAAUCCUAAAAUAUUGUACAGACUGUGAUGAAAUACAAUUUAAGGAGGAUGGCUCUUGGGCGCCAAUGCGGUCGAAAAAGGAAGUACAGGAAGUUUCUGCCUCUUACAAUGGAGUCGAUGGAUGCUUGAGUUCCACUUUGGAGCAUCAGGUGGCUUCUCACAACCAGUCCUCCAGUAAAAACAAGAAAGUCGAGGUGAUUGACCUAACCAUAGACAGUUCGUCUGAUGAAGAGGAGGAAGAGCCAUCUGCCAAGAGAACCUGUCCUUCCCUUUCUCCCACCUCACCACUAAACAAUAAAGGCAUUUUAAGUCUUCCACACCAAGCAUCUCCAGUAUCCCGUACCCCAAGCCUUCCUGCUGUUGACACAAGCUACAUCAACACCUCUCUCAUCCAAGACUACAGGCAUCCUUUCCAUAUGACACCCAUGCCUUAUGACUUACAAGGAUUAGAUUUCUUUCCUUUCUUGUCAGGAGACAAUCAGCAUUACAACACUUCCCUGCUUGCAGCCGCUGCCGCUGCAGUCUCAGAUGACCAGGACCUGCUGCACUCGUCUCGCUUUUUCCCAUAUACCUCCUCCCAGAUGUUCCUCGACCAGCUGAGUGCAGGAGGCAGCACGUCCCUGCCUGCCACCAAUGGAAGCAGCAGUGGCAGCAACAGCAGCCUCGUGUCUUCCAACAGUCUGAGGGAGAACCACAGCCACACGGUGGCCAGCAGGAGCAGCACAGAUGCAGCGUCUGUUUUUGGCAUCAUACCGGACAUUAUCUCCCUGGACUGAGCCUGUGCCGGCUGAUCCCGCCCCAUCCUGAGGGAGUCAUCUGGGCUGGAAGAAGAGAACUUUAUGCUGUUUUACCCUAUUUUGUUUAGAAAAGUUCACAAGUGUGUUUGUUUUUUUUCCUUUUUUUAGGGAAAAAAUUAAAAGAAAUGUACAGAGAACAAAACUAUAUUUUCAGUUUUACUUUUGUAUAUAAAUCUAAGACUGCCUGUCUGAUAAAACACUUGUUAAAAAAAAAAAAAAAGAAAGAAAAGAAAAAAGCACCCAUAAACCACCGUCAGUUCAUUUUUUCUGGAUUCUGAAGAUUUUUUUCAUCAUUUGUCCUAUGGUUUUGGUUUUAUUUUCCUUCAAUGGCAUUAUUUUAUUUGCAAUAACAGAAAAGGAAUUGCAUGUAUGAAGUUUUAAAUUGUGGGCUUUGUUGUGGGGAGGGGGGAGGGAGAUAGUUUGAUUUCCAUUUUUUAAAAAUGACAGACUAGCAUUUUGUUUGUUUGUUUGUGUGUGUGCAUAUUUUAUCCAGCCUUAAGUUAUAAAUCUCAUCUGUCCCAUGGCAUUCCCUGUGUAUUUUUCAGGAUGUAGCUCAUGGGUGUGUGUGUUCAGUGUGUGUGCCUACCUGUAUUUUUUUGUCCUUGCUGUACCUCUGAGUUUGCAUUCAGUUCAUAUAUCAGUUAGUUGCCUGCUUCUUUUAAAGUGCUUUGAAGGUCUUGACCUUACAUGUGAGUAUCUUAACAGCUACCCCGGUUGCAUGUCUCCAUUACGUAUUCUCUCUGACUUGCUAUAUACCCCCUGAGAAUAUACUUUCAGGAUGUUGGAAUAAAGCUGUCUGGGUAAGGAGUAGGCCUAGCAGACCUGUGAGUAAUACAUGUUAGCCUAGUUCUUGAUUCUAAGUCUGGAUUGCCAGUAUUGUAUAUUUUAAACUAAGUGUGUGAGUACCUACUUUUUUUGGCCACAGGGUAACAGGUUUUUGUGCAAGAUCUUCAUACCAAAGUAAGAAGCAAAAAUAGCUGAGAUACCUGUUGGGUAUCUUGUGCAGCUGACAGAGGAAGGCUUAUGUCACUCCCAGUUAUCCUAGACCAAUCAGUUAUCCUAGAAGUCAAUUCUGUUUGGAAAUACAAUGCACCACACAGGUGGAUCUAUCGAAAGCCACUAUUUGAUAUUCAGUUGAAAUUUAAGAUGAGUUUAAACCUCAGCCAUUUUUAUUCUGUAGUUCUGAGUGUUCUUAAUUUCUUAGCCUAUCUACUUCGAUUAUUUUUUCUUUACCUUUUAUUUAGCUGUUUCUUCUAUUUUAGUUCUUAAAUUCAAUUGCUUAUCAGGUUUUGUUGUUUUGUUGGUACCAGGGAUCAAACUCAUGACCUUGUGCUUGUGAGGCAGGUGCUUGUGCCACUGAGCUAAACCCCUGGCCCUAUUUUUUCUUUACUUUUUAAUGACAGACAUGACAUAGGAAAGUCAAUUUUUAAGAAUUCAUGGAUUGGUCUAAUCUUCUCUUACUAGUGGAACAUGUAAAUACAUUGAAAACUUUUUCAGGAAAUAAAGGGCCUGAAGGAGGGGAAAGUGGUUCUGUUUGAAUCCCAGAAGUAGAUAAAUUGCAUUCUCAGUUGUGGAAACUGUAUUUCAGUUAUUUGAGAGUACAGGUUUAAGAGAAAAUAAAGAAGGGGCAUAGCGAUAGCCAGUUUUCCAGAUUGGGUUUUUUGUAUCAAAGCUCUUAAUAGUCUCAGAAUCAGUGAAGGACCACCUUUGUGUAUAAACUUGUCAUUUUAAACUGCCUUGUUAACAAAAUUACCUACUUUAAUCUGGAUAGAAUUUAAAAUGGCUGUAUCUUUGGUUGUAUGAUAAAAUUAAUGGUUCAUAUAUGACUGUGUGGCAUCUAAAAAUAAUAUCUUUUUACAGCAAUCUCUCUGUUACUAAAUUGUUGACUUGAAUUUUGAAGAAAAAAAAGUUGGUGUCAAUAUGUAUAUGUGUGUGUGUAUAUAUGUAUUUAUAAACAAGUGUGUGUGUGGGUAACAAGUGAGUUUCAUAGUCUUCCCCUAUGCAUGUGUAUUCUACACAUAAAUGGCUGAGUUAUAGUCACAAAACAAUUUGCAAUAAAAAAAUACAGGUUCAUUGUUAGUUAAAACAGAAAGUAAUUUUUAAGUGCAACUGGUAUGGUGAGUAAAUACUUUAAAAACUCUUAUUGGCAUACUAAUAUAGGCCAAUUUCAAAUAGUACCAUAAUUUGUGUCUAAAUUUGGACUGGAAUAGAAAUUACUAAAAUUGUGGGAGGGCAUUUCUUUCUGAUUUUACAUAGUGAUACGAAAUUUCUCAACUACCUAAGGUAAAGUGUUUUUUAACUUUUUUUUUCUGUCAUUGAUAAUGGUCUGAAAAUUCUGAUCAGUAAUUUCGUGUGUAAUACUGAUGACUUAACUGUUUGAAUGAUCCAGUCAAAAACCUGUACCUUUACUUUCUGCAGCUCAGUUCCAGGGUGGGGCAGGUUACCCUGACUCUGUCCUGUUUCAUACCACCUAAGGGAAGAUUUGGAAAUAGGGAGAAAUCAGUGUCCGGUGGCUGUGGUCCUGACCCAUAGAAAUCUCACCACUCACUCAUCCUUUGAUUUUAGUUCAUUCCAGUCUGUAAGGAGUUUGUCCCUUCAGUUGUGAAUUUCUGAAGAGUUGUAUAAAUUAAUAGCUGCCCCUCUGUCAGUAUCAUGGUCUGUAAGUUGCUCAGACUUUCAUGGUCUGUCAUAAUUAUCAGUAGAGUCAUGCACUAUAUCUCUGUCUCCUAAAUCUUAAAAAUGUGUAUCGUCACUUUUUGUCUUUUUUUCCUUAGCCCACCCACUCUCCCCAGCCCAGGCCAACGUUGCUGUGCUGUCUGUGGACAAAGAGCGAUUCUUAGACUCUAGGCGAGCUGCCAACAGCCCCGUGGCCUCAGUGUUUCAUAACAGUAUGCAUAUAUCCAUGUUUCUGGACAGUACUACUGUGUGUGUUUGCACACAUGUGCAUCUACAUGCACACGGAAAUCAGCUCACUAGCAGGGUUGAAGUGGCUUGAUUCCUGUGUGGGCAUUAUUGGACAUAUCUUUUUAAAAUGUAGUAUGCAACUAAACCAUGACACACUUGUUUGAUUAUUUUGAGCAUUAAAAUUCUGUUCUAAUUUAGACUUGUCACAAUUCCACAUCGUUACUGGCUCAAGGAAGAUUCACUUAAGUUUCUGAAAAGUGUUUUUUAGUAGAGUCUCCUUUGAGACAAAUUUGUGAAGUUGAAAAUAUAUCCCAGAUGUAAAUUAAUAAAUGUGGAAUGAACAUUGUUUUGAAACAAUUUCAAUUUUAAAUACAUAAAACUUAAGGGUCUUCAAGACUUUUGAAAGCACAUUUGAAUUUAUUUUAGAAUAAUUUAGUUUAUCAAUACAUACUGAAUUUUUUUUUUAAUGAAACACAAAGCUUAGAUUUCAGAAAGAGGGAGGGAGAAUAGCUGGUGGUCCCAGAGUGUGCUGCUGUUGUUUAAUUAACAAGGGGGAAAAUGUAUAUAAAUAGAUAUAAAACUUACCAUAAAUUCCAUGAACUUAAAUCUGUGAUUCAUUGCCUUAAAACUUUUUCUCUUAGAAUUUCCAUACCGCAUGCCAAACCAGUAAAAUGGCUUUUAAAAAAUGUAUAGUAGACCAAUGUCAGUUUGUAUAAAAGUUACCAAGUGAAAAUAUUUAUUACAUGCAUUGGAAAAAAAUUGUUUACUUAUUGAAUGUUACCUGUUUAUGUAGAGCUCUUUAGAUGUAAUAAAAAAAAAGCCUUCAGUUAAUUUGUCUUCUGUAAAACAAUACUGCUGGGGAUGCAAGGGAACAGUCCCUAUGAGAAAGGAGGUAACGCUUUCUGCUUCCAAAGAUUUCAGAGUGUGACAGGUACCUAGUACUCUUGCACAUGCUUUGAGCUAAGUAGUUACUAUAGAGCCAUUGUUCUCUCUCUUAUUGAAAUUUGAUAGCUCUGUAAUAAACCACAGCUUCUGUUUUGCUUUGAA
Molecule: messenger RNA, 6038 nt
Organism: Cavia porcellus (domestic guinea pig)
Lineage: Eukaryota; Metazoa; Chordata; Mammalia; Rodentia; Caviidae
Gene: Pias1
Product: protein inhibitor of activated STAT 1
Exons: 14
Coding region: 111-2066 (651 amino acids)
Biological process (GO): regulation of transcription by RNA polymerase II; protein sumoylation
Cellular component (GO): chromatin
Molecular function (GO): zinc ion binding; SUMO ligase activity; transcription coregulator activity
Source: RefSeq, a predicted model, not a curated record